Messenger RNA from Schizosaccharomyces japonicus yFS275, 1541 nucleotides. RefSeq names its product exosomal 3'-to-5' phosphorolytic exoribonuclease Ski6. The coding region runs from base 240 to 968 and encodes 242 amino acids. Gene Ontology annotation, biological process: nuclear mRNA surveillance of mRNA 3'-end processing; termination of RNA polymerase II transcription, exosome-dependent; gene expression. The transcript is spliced from 5 exons. The record is from RefSeq and is a predicted model, not a curated record. Gene Ontology annotation, cellular component: cytoplasm; chromatin; exosome (RNase complex). Lineage: Eukaryota; Fungi; Ascomycota; Schizosaccharomycetes; Schizosaccharomycetales; Schizosaccharomycetaceae.
AACACCUUUAGCGAAUAGUUUAGAAAAUCUUGAUAUUUUGCAAAUAUCAAUUCCUAUUCCCAUACUGAGAGUCAAACCGUUGAAAGGAAAAAGCCGUCAGAGGGCCGUAAAUACCGUCCGAAAGCGUUUGUACAGCUUUGCGCUCCCUACCUUACCUUGGGAGAGAAGAAAAAAAGAAAAACAACUCCUUAAACAGUCUGACGACUUGCUUUUCUAUCUUUAUAGAUUUGUUUUUGAAAAUGUCACAUUACGAAGUUAUAUCCGCAGAAGGUCUUCGUCAAGAUGGCCGAAGAUGGAAUGAGAUGAGAGAGUUUGACUGCAGAAUUGGCGUUGAAAAAACUGCUCAUGGUUCUUCAUUCAUUCAGCAUGGAAAUACCCGAGUUUUGUGCAAUGUAAAUGGACCGUCAGAGCCUUAUAUCAAAGGCAAAUCUAAGCAGGAAAAGGCCUUUAUUAAUGUGGAACUAAAUUUUGCGCCUUUUAGUCUCAUUGAUCGUAAAAAAAGACAUCGAUCCGAUAAACGAAUUCAAGAGCAAUGUGUUGCUAUCCAAAGAACGUUUGAGCAAGCCAUUCAAGUUGAACUCUACCCGAAAAGUCAAAUAUCCAUUUCCCUAAACGUUUUAGAGGACGACGGUGGUGCUAUUGCUACAUGCAUCAAUGCUGCAACACUUGCUCUUAUUGAUGCAGGUAUUGCAAUGGUUGAUUACGUUUGUUGCGCUACUGCCGGUAUCUAUGAGACGCAGGUUCUAUUGGACCUGAAUACCAACGAAGAGAGUGAUAUUUCAUGGAUGACUGUUGGUGUUCUAGGAACAAAAGGAAAAGUGACAUAUCUGAAACAAGAAACAAAACUCAGUUUGGAUUUAUUUGAGCCUGCUUUGACGACUGCCAUUGCUGGUUGUGAUCACAUUGCCCUUCAAAUGCAAAAGGUUGUAAGACAAUCUGCCAAAACGCUUCUUUCUAAAAUGGCUUAAGAAGAGAAAGUGAAUGAUAAAAAAGGAAAGAAUAGCAAUCGUUUAUAGAGGGAAUACGCGAGCAGGGAUGUAAGGAGAAGUCUGUGUCUUUAGAGGAAAUUCUUCAGAGAUAUCUUGUUGAUGAUGUUUUGAAUAAGCUGUUAUUUCGGUAACGAGAAUGAGAUUUGCUGGCUUCAGAGGGUUUCCAUUUCUCUUGAUGAUCAACGAAAUUCGAGUGUCAUUAUCAGCAAUGAAGAGGCGCGUUUGUCUGCGAGUCGUGUCUAUUCAAAGCACAAGCCUGUUGCUUACGUUAUUGUGUAAUCUUCAAGAAAAUGGACCGCAUUCGAAUUCUCUUAGACUUUUUCUAUAAUGAUUCGUAAACGCAGUGAAUGAAUCCUGCACUGAGACCUGCUACCUUAGGCUUGCACAAAUGCAACUGUUCUUUCUUACGCAUUCGUACAAGACAGCAACAACAUACCUGCUCACCAAACGGCCAUGACAAGCAUAACCAAACACUGUCAACUUAACUGCACUAACUAACAUACACAUAUGCCCUACCCGGGCUCACACACACACACACUCACAGCCCUCCAU